This is a messenger RNA of Trichomonas vaginalis G3, 885 nucleotides long. Its product is annotated as phage tail repeat-like family. The transcript has a single exon. Bases 1 to 885 code for a protein of 294 amino acids. NCBI's taxonomy places the organism in Eukaryota, Parabasalia, Trichomonadida, Trichomonadidae. The record is from RefSeq and is a predicted model, not a curated record.
AUGAAGAAGGCAGAUAAGGAAUAUGUGGAUGAAAAAGAUAAUGAAAUUAUAGAAAGGGCUGAAUGGUAUCAUGAAUGGACAUCGAAGAUUUUAAAAACUAAAGCUGAUACAGGAUGGGUUUCAGGAUGUUUAGACCUUAAAGCAGAUAAAACUUAUGUUAACGAUGAGUUAGAGAAGAAAGCAAAUAAGACUCAUACACAUACAAGUUUUACAACUGUUGCUAUAGAAAGUAUUGAAGGAACGGUUGAAGAAACUGGUGGGGAUGCAUUAUAUUGUAAACCUCCUAACUUUCCACAAGGUUUAACAUCGGAUGACGACAUAACGACGAUGAGAAACAUUAGAUGUAAAGAUGUUUAUGUCAUGAAGGAUGAACAUAAUAUUAAAUUCACUGCUCAAGAUUUAUAUGACAAGAAAGCAGACAAAAAAGAGCUUCAAACAUUAAAGACAGAAAUGCUUCAAACAUUAUAUCCUAUAGGCUCUAUUUAUACGUCAAUGAACUCUACCAGACCAGAAGUAGUACUUGGUUUUGGAACUUGGACUCAAAUAGUCGACAGGUUUUUGUAUUGUGCAAACUCUUCAAAGGAAACAGGUGGAAGUAAAACGAUUUCAGGUGAAAAUUUACCUGCACACAGUCACUACAUAGAUUUAAGUACAUCUCAAGCAGGUUGGCAUAAGCAUAGAUAUUGGGAUUGGUCAGCAAUGAUAAAAGGUAAAGGAUAUGAUGUUAAAGACAACGUUAAGUUUGCUAUAAAUUGUUACUGGAGUAACACUGAGGGAGGAGGAAACCAUACACAUCACGUUUCAGGAUAUACGCAAACAACGGGACAAAGUAAAGAAUACAUGCCACCUUACAUGACAGUUUACGCAUGGUAUAGAAAUGCUUAG